CCUCCUCUGCUUUCUGAGCCUGGGCUGGAGGUGGGAGCGGGAACCGACGCUCCCCCUAACUUACUGCCUUUUGCCUAAGCAGAAAAAGGGAACGAUGCUGAUCUGGCGAAGAAAGAAGGGAUUCUCCUAACCCCGCCUGAACCACGGAGCAGUGACAAUCAAGAAACAAGAAAGGAAGAGACACCACUAAGCCAGUGGAGUCUGGGGAAAUAACCAGAGCAGCUCCUGAUUAUCAGCAACCCCUGGACCAGGCCACUGUGUGGAGGAGGCGGAGUUCUGUGAGACCCUGGCUACGAGCCAACUGAGAGCAAUUUGCCUGCACCUGCCGGACUGAGUGGCAGUCCAGAGCCCAGGAGCAGCAGCUGGCUGCAGUGUGCAGAGGCAGUGAAGAUGAGAAUAGAGGGGAGUGCCGCACCAUCCCCCCUCCCAACCUCGGACACAAGUGUGGUCAGCUCCACCUUCUCUGUUGUAGACUAUGUAGUAUUCAUCCUGCUGCUGUUGUUCUCCCUGGCCAUUGGACUCUACCAUGCUUGUCGCGGUUGGGGUCGCCAUACCGUUGGCCAGCUGCUGCUGGCUGACCGCAAAAUGGGCUGCCUUCCUGUGGCUUUGUCACUGUUGGCCACCUUCCAGUCAGCUGUGGCCAUCCUGGGUGUGCCCUCAGAGAUUUACCGAUUUGGGACCCAGUAUUGGUUCCUGGGCUGCUCCUACUUCCUGGGGCUGCUAAUCCCUGCUCACAUCUUCAUCCCUGUCUUCUACCGCCUGCAUCUUACCAGCGCCUAUGAGUACCUGGAGCUACGAUUCAAUAAAGCAGUGAGAGUCUGUGGAACUAUGACCUUCAUCUUUCAGAUGGUGAUCUACAUGGGGGUUGUGCUCUAUGCUCCAUCCUUGGCCCUCAAUGCAGUGACUGGCUUUGAUCUGUGGCUGUCUGUGCUGGCCCUAGGUGUUGUCUGUACUGUCUAUACUGCACUGGGUGGGCUGAAGGCUGUCAUCUGGACAGAUGUAUUCCAGACACUGGUCAUGUUCCUAGGGCAGCUGGUGGUUAUCAUCGUGGGGUCUGCCAAAGUGGGCGGCUUGGGACGUGUGUGGGAUGUGGCUUCCCAGUAUAAUCUCAUUUCUGGAAUUAAUCUGGAUCCCGACCCCUUUGUGAGGCAUACUUUUUGGACAUUGGCCUUCGGAGGUGUCUUCAUGAUGCUCUCUUUAUACGGAGUGAACCAGGCUCAGGUUCAGCGCUACCUCAGUUCCCGCACGGAGAAGGCUGCUGUGCUUUCCUGCUACGCUGUGUUCCCUUGCCAGCAGAUAGUCCUCUGCAUGAGCUGCCUCAUUGGUCUGGUCAUGUUUGCCUAUUACAAGGAGUACGCCAUGAGCACCCAGCAGGCUCAGGCGGCCCCCGACCAGUUUGUUCUCUACUUCGUGAUGGAUCUCCUCAAAGGCCUGCCAGGCCUACCUGGGCUCUUCGUUGCAUGCCUCUUCAGUGGCUCUCUCAGUACCAUCUCCUCAGCGUUUAACUCACUGGCAACUGUUACAAUGGAAGAUCUGAUCCAGCCCUGGUUCCCUGAGUUCUCUGAAGCCCACGCCAUCCUGCUUUCCCGGAGCCUUGCCUUUGGCUAUGGGCUCCUUUGCCUGGGAAUGGCCUUUAUUUCCUCCCAGAUGGGACCUGUGCUACAGGCAGCAAUCAGCAUCUUUGGCAUGGUCGGGGGACCGCUGCUGGGACUCUUCUGCCUUGGGAUAUUCUUUCCUUGUGCCAAUCCAUCUGGUGCCAUUGUGGGCCUGCUGGCUGGACUCAUCAUGGCCUUCUGGAUCGGCAUUGGGAGCAUAGUGACCAACAUGGGUUCCGGCAUUCCACAUCCUUCCUUUAAUGGGUCGAGCUUCUCCCUGCCCAGCAACCUGACCAACACCACUGUGGCUACCCUGAUGCCUUCUACCACCCUUUCCAAGCCCACUGGACUGCAGCGGUUUUACUCCUUGUCCUAUUUAUGGUACAGCGCUCACAACUCCACCACGGUCAUUGUGGUGGGCCUGAUUGUCAGUCUGCUCACUGGAGGAAUGCGGGGCCGGCACCUGGACCCCCGGACCAUUUACCCUGUGCUGCCAAAACUCCUUGCCUUCCUUCCCUUGUCCUGUCGGAAUCGGCUUUGCUGCCGAAGCUGCCACCAGGAUGUCCCCAGGGACACAAACCUGUUUCCAGAGAAGAUGAACGGGGUGCUGCAGGAUGGCAGAGUCAAGGAUGCAAUGGCUGAGGAUGGCUCAGCCCACCAGGGGUGCAGCCCCACCUUCAUUGUUCAGGAGACCUCCCUGUGACAGACCCCGGACCCCACAGCCUCUGUUCAUGCUGUCAGGCAGCAGCCGGAAGCCACCCUGUAGUGUGGGGAGGGUCAGGAUGACCUAGCCCACACCAGAGGACUUUGUUCCUAAAGCUUCUUGCCUGUCCUGGAACCUGUUGAAUUUUGGGGGCAGGAGCAUAGCACAGCGUUUUUCCUUGUCUUGACAGUCUUUGCUCUUUGGACCAGGAUGAUUGCAACCAGUAGGACGAGUUGGGUGCUAGUGGCUCAUGCCUGUAAUUCUUGCUACUCAGGCUCAGGUCCGGAGGAUCAUCUCAAAGCUACCAUGGGCAGAACAGUCCUUGAUACUCCAUUUCCAAUUUACCAGCAAAAAGCCAGGCUGGAGGUGUGGCCUUAGAGUGCCAGCUUUGGCACUGACACACACACACACACACAUACACACACACACACGGUUGUAUCAAAAAUGAGGGUAGAAAUGAGCCACUGGGAAAAGGAUAAUGGGUUCUGUUAACAUCGCCAGGGUCCUUUUUAGUGAUUCGAAACAUCACUUCCUGCCCUUAGGCCCAAUUUGGUAAGAUUGAUCAACUCCAUCAUAGAGUUGAGGCUGCCUUGGCCAAAUGCUUCUCUUGGCAUCCUAUCCCAGCACCAAUUCUGUCUGCCAGAGUGGGCCCUGUGAUUGUUUUCAGGUUGUCUAUAACACUCAAGCCUCUCAGCACAGUCCAAUAUGGUCAUCUAUGUGUAGAAUAGGCAGGUGUUCUGUUGUCACAGACCCUACUCUUCACUGAAGUGCUCUGGUGCAGAAGACAUGUGGCUCCAAGGAAUUGGUGCUGUUAGCAGGUCCUCUGGAGUGUGCUGUCCUCUCAGCUCCUCUGCCAGGCCACCGUGGUAUCACCUGUAAUCCAUACUCCUAUUUCUUUUUGGAGUUUAUCCCUCAAACAUCUUUGUUCCUAGGGAAUAAAAAUAGCUGUUAGACCAAGA
Perognathus longimembris pacificus (Pacific pocket mouse) is the source of this 3257-nucleotide messenger RNA. It is a transcript of the gene Slc5a6, whose product is annotated as solute carrier family 5 member 6. The record is from RefSeq and is a predicted model, not a curated record. Gene Ontology annotation, molecular function: sodium-dependent multivitamin transmembrane transporter activity. The transcript has 17 exons. Gene Ontology annotation, cellular component: membrane. Lineage: Eukaryota; Metazoa; Chordata; Mammalia; Rodentia; Heteromyidae. The coding region runs from base 391 to 2298 and encodes 635 amino acids. Gene Ontology annotation, biological process: sodium ion transport; biotin transport; pantothenate transmembrane transport.